UUCCGAGUGAGGUGGGAGGAGGGGGCGGGGAGGGAAGCGGAGGCAGGGGAGCGCUAGGCCGGCCGGUGGUGGCGGCGGCGAGGCCGGGACUCAGGCUGAGGGCCUGCUGUGGCGGCAGCGGCGGACGCCGAGCACAGGCAGUUUCUCUGGAAACCCCCCUGGUAAGUGUGGAGGAGGCGGGACACUCUGACCCAAGACAAAAGGCCUGUAGCUCCAGCCAAAGAAAAUAAACCUUAGGAGGGAGAAGGAAAAAAAAAAAAAAAAUCCAUCAGCUGUUCCUGAGAACAGCCUGCAGUGGAAUCUACAGAGAGGACAGCUAAUGUGAGUGAGGAAGUGACUAUAUGUGGACUGUGGAGACAGUAAGUCACGUGGGCCCUGAGGGCCUGGACUGGGUUAGGGACAAUUGCUCUUUCAGAGGUGAGGUGUCAAGAAGGGAAAAGUGAAUGUGGUCUGGAGUGUGGCCUUGGCUCCACGGGGUGUACGUUCCUCUGGGGCCAUCAGGGAGCUCAGCCCCUGUGUUCUGCCAGGGUGGGGUACAGGGUUUGGCACUGAGGAGGGUAACUUGCUGGCUGGAGCAGCAGAGCAGUGGCCUUGAUUUGUGUUUUGGAAGAUUUAAAAACCAAAAAGCAUAAACAUUCUGGUCCUUCAGCAAUGCUUUCUCUGAAGAAAUAUUUAACGGAAGGACUCCUCCAGUUCACCAUUCUACUGAGUUUGAUUGGGGUGCGGGUGGACGUGGAUACUUACCUGACCUCACAGCUCCCCCCGCUCCGGGAGAUCAUCCUGGGGCCCAGUUCUGCCUAUACUCAAACCCAGUUCCACAACCUGAGGAAUACCUUGGAUGGCUAUGGUAUCCACCCCAAGAGCAUAGACCUGGACAAUUACUUCACUGCCCGGAGGCUCCUCAGUCAGGUGAGGGCCCUGGACAGGUUUCAGGUGCCGACCACUGAGGUAAACGCCUGGCUGGUCCACCGGGACCCAGAGGGGUCAGUCUCUGGCAGCCAGCCCAGCUCAGGCCUCGCCCUUGAGAGUUCCAGUGGCCUCCAAGAUGUGACAGGCCCAGACAACGGGGUGCGAGAAAGCGAAACGGAACAGGGAUUCAGUGAAGAUUUGGAGGAUUUGGGGGCAGUAGCCCCUCCAGUGAGUGGAGACUUAACCAAAGAGGACAUAGAUCUGAUUGACAUCCUUUGGCGACAGGAUAUUGAUCUGGGGGCUGGGCGUGAGAUUUUUGACUAUAGUCAUCGCCAGAAGGAGCAGGAUGUGGACAAGGAGCUGCGAGAUGGAGGAGAACAGGGGGACACUUGGCCCGGCGAGGGUGCAGAGGCUCUGGCACGGAAUCUGCUAGUGGAUGGAGAAACUGGGGAGAGCUUCCCUGCACAGGUGCCUGGUGGGGAGGACCAGACGGCCCUGUCCCUGGAAGAGUGCCUUAGGCUGCUGGAGGCCACCUGCCCCUUUGGGGAGAAUGCUGAGUUUCCAGCAGACAUUUCCAGCAUAACAGAAGCAGUGCCUAGUGAGAGUGAGCCUCCAGCUCUUCAGAGCAAUCUCCUGUCUCCUCUCCUGACGGGGACAGAGUCACCAUUUGACUUGGAACAGCAGUGGCAGGAUCUCAUGUCCAUCAUGGAAAUGCAGGCCAUGGAAGUGAACACGUCAACCAGUGAAAUCCUAUACAGCGCCCCUCCUGGAGACCCACUGAGCACCAAUUACAGCCUUGCCCCCAACACUCCCAUCAAUCAGAAUGUCAGCCUGCAUCAGGCGUCCCUGGGAGGCUGCAGCCAGGACUUCUCCCUCUUCAGCCCUGAGGUAGAGAGUCUGCCUGUGGCUGGUGGCUCCACACUGCUCCCCUUGGCUCCCAGCAAUUCUACCAGCCUCAACUCCACGUUUGGCUCCACCAACCUGGCGGGGCUCUUCUUUACGCCCCAGCUCAAUGGCACCGCCAACGACACAGCAGGCCCAGAACUGCCUGACCCCCUGGGGGGCCUGCUGGAUGAAGCCAUGCUGGAUGAGAUCAGCCUCAUGGACCUGGCCAUUGAAGAAGGCUUUAACCCUGUGCAGGCCUCCCAGCUCGAAGAGGAGUUUGACUCUGACUCAGGUCUCUCCUUGGACUCGAGCCAUAGUCCUUCCUCCCUGAGCAGCUCUGAAGGCAGCUCUUCUUCCUCUUCCUCCUCUUCCUCCUCCUCUUCCUCCGCUUCUUCCUCUGCCUCUUCCUCCUUUUCUGAGGAAGGUGCCGUUGGCUAUAGCUCUGACUCUGAAACCCUGGAUCUGGAAGAAGCGGAGGGCGCUGUGGGCUACCAGCCUGAGUAUUCCAAGUUCUGCCGCAUGAGCUAUCAGGAUCCGUCUCAGCUCUCCUGCCUGCCCUACUUGGAGCACGUGGGCCACAACCACACAUACAACAUGGCACCCAGUGCCCUCGACUCUGCUAACCUGCCACCUCCCAGCACUCUCAAGAAAGGCAGCAAGGAGAAGCAGGCAGACUUCUUAGAUAAACAGAUGAGCCGGGAUGAGCAUCGAGCCCGAGCCAUGAAGAUCCCCUUCACAAAUGACAAAAUCAUCAACCUGCCUGUGGAGGAGUUCAAUGAGCUGCUGUCCAAAUACCAGCUGAGUGAGGCACAGCUAAGCCUCAUCCGUGACAUCCGGCGUCGGGGCAAAAACAAGAUGGCGGCACAGAACUGCCGCAAGCGUAAGCUGGACACCAUCCUAAACCUGGAGCGAGAUGUGGAGGACCUGCAGCGGGAUAAAGCCCGGCUGCUGCGGGAGAAGGUAGAGUUCCUCCGGUCACUGCGGCAGAUGAAGCAGAAGGUCCAGAGCCUGUACCAGGAGGUCUUUGGGCGGCUGCGUGACGAGAACGGGCGGCCCUACUCCCCCAGCCAGUACGCGCUCCAGUAUGCUGGGGAUGGUAGCGUGCUCCUCAUUCCACGCACCCUGGCUGACCAGCAGGCUCGGCGGCAAGAGAGGAAGCCAAAGGACCGGAGGAAGUGAGCCCGGGGAGGAAGGGGUUGACGCUCACCAAGACCGAAACGGGAGGAGGGCUGGGCCUGGACCUGGACCUAUAGCGGGGACUUUACUGCCUUCUUAUCCAGUAUAUCUUCUCAGAUGGGAUGACUGCGGGUCAGUGUACAGGAGAGACGGGCGCAGGCGCUGUCUGGCUCAGCUUCCCCCACGGGGGUGGGGUAGAAGUGGCCAGACCAUUUGGGUGGACAGGGUCCUUGCCCCUAUCCCUUUCCUUUGAGGGAAGGGAUGGUGCUGUCAUUGUUGGAGGUAGAGGAGCUGUGCGGAGCAAAGGCUGAAAGGCUGAAAGGAAGGGACUGGGGAAAGGAGUAGAAAGUCUUGUUCUGGAAGGAAGGAAGAAAACAAACCCAAAAAAAUCAAAGCGGGACGAAAACUAAGGGAAGGUUAAGUUUGGCUUUGGCCAGGAUUCCAGGCAGCAGGUUUUAGUGGCUCAGGUGGGACUAAGUUACUGGUGUGAGUGAACCCCAUUUCACCCCGGGGAGAGGUGAUAGACAGACGCAUGGUGGGCUGGAGGAGGGGCCUUGUUAGCUCUUUCUGCUCCCUGCACUUUGGCAUCCCCAGAGGGGAGCUCUUGGGUGUCUCCUGUUAUUUUUCAGUAGGGUGGGAGCCACAGGGACCCAACACUGGCUUUGAGGUUUAGGGUUAAAGGGCGGAGUGAACAGGAAAGGGUCACAAGGCUCCAUGUUGCAGCAGCCCCAACACCAAGCAUGUCACUCACUGUCCUGCCGCUCCCAUCUCUCUAGUGUUCCUUUGCCAAGGGAGGCACCCACUGUCCCCAUCAGAGCCUGCAUGUGAAUGCUGCACUCCCACCCCACCCCCCACGUCUGCCUGUAGCUGUGAGGUAGCUGGGCUGCUGCAGUGCUCUGGGGGCUGCCUCUGGGGCGGGGGAUAAUGUGGAGGGAGAAGCCGGCCCAACAACCUCCAGGCAGUAUUCAGCACAACACGGGGGAGCGACUCUUCCCUCAGGCCUCCCCCUACCAACUGGGCUUGUCAUUGACAAAAAAAACCCUACACAACCCAGCAACAACAAAACUAGUCCUCUUAGAAUUUCUUGCGCUUUGAUUUUUUUAGGGCUUGAGCCCUGUUUCACUUAUAGGGUCUAGAAUGCUUGUGUUGAGUACAAAGGAGAUGCCCCAAUAUUCAAAGCUGCUAAAUGUUCUCUUUGCCAUAAAGACUCCGUGUAACUGUGUGAACACUUGGGAUUUUUCUCCUCUGUCCCGAGGUCUCUGUCUGCUUUCUUUUUUGGGUUUCUUUCUAGGAGAGUAAGAUGUGCAUGCCCUGGGGGCUGAGGGUACCCCUCCCCCAGGCUCUCAGCCUUGCCCCGCCUUAUCAGGGCUCCUGGAGACUGCCUAGAGGGCAGAGAAGGGAGCUCCAAGCUGGCCAGAUGCUCCCAAGACCUCAGCGUCUGUCUGCCGGCUGCCCUCCCUGCCCAGCUUGGGAAUGCUGUGCCCCAGACUAGCAGAAUAGAGUUGAGGUGGGGAAGCACUGAGGUCCCCCCCCCCAGGGGUGUUCUGACUGAGCAGUGGGGAGGCUCAAGCCUGGAAAGUACAUUUAUAAAUUAUUUUCUUUGUAGAUUUUAUUUUUAAUUUAUCUCUGACCUGCCAGGGAGAGAGGAGAGAUGCUGUGAGCACAUGACAAAAUAAAACGGAUGAUU
Messenger RNA from Orycteropus afer afer, 4657 nucleotides. The record is from RefSeq and is a predicted model, not a curated record. NCBI's taxonomy places the organism in Eukaryota, Metazoa, Chordata, Mammalia, Tubulidentata, Orycteropodidae.